CCCCCUUUCUACCCCCCCCCCCCGACCGUUUAGCGGCGGGGGGCGCGGCGGCCGUUGCUUCCGUCCCCGCGCGAGGCCGGGGGAGCCGCUGAGGGCGGGGCCGCGCGGCGGCGCGCUGCCUCCCGGCCUGCCGGGCGAGGGCUCGUUCCCACAGGUGGCUCCCGCCCGGGCACAGGGGGGCGAGGAUGCUCUGCCCCUGUGCGCCUCCCCUGCGGGGAGCAGAGCCGCGGCGCGCCGCUGCCGGCUCCUCCCCAGCGGGCUCUGCGUGGCCCUGGGCAAGGCGCUCCUCCGCCGGCCCUGCGCUUCCCUGCGCUCGCACCUGAGGGGAGCGCGGCGCCCCGGGCCGGGUGUGGGGGGGGAAGGCCGCGAGGCGCGGGGGGGCGGUGCUCGCGGCCCCCUACGUGUGGCCUGCGCGGCGGGCUGCGCCGGAGGCCCGCCGGGGAGAGGAGUCCGGUGACCCGCGAGGCGCGGGUCGUGUGCGGUCUCGACUGCGUGCUGGCUUGGUUUGCGGUUGAUGCACACGGGUUAACUAAGCUCGCCUCGUUCUCGGCGUUUGGUCUUUUAAAAGUGGGUUUUCUUUUUCCCCUCCCCAUCCUUCUCCCAGUUACUUUCCUCCGUUAAGAGGGGAGGAGGGAGUGUUGUGCGUUCACUUUCUUCGCUCUUCUGAGCUUUCUCUGCGUCUACUGAAGUUACCUGUUUCUGUAGGUCGCACUAGUUUUCCCUAAUAUCCAUUCAGAAACAAACAAAGGAGAAAAAAAAAACCCAAAAUGUAAACUGUGGCUGUAGAUCUGGCACAAUAAGGUUCGUAUUGAAGCCUUGACAUAUUACUGCAGUGCAACGAAAUCACUAUGAAAUAGGGUGAAAAAUAAUAAGAUCUAUCUUAUCUGGGAAAGAUCAGUGGUAAUAAAAGUCAACGGUAACACAGUACACUUAAGUUGUCCAUGUUAGAUUUGGGAAAACAGUCUUACUUUGGUUGAAAGUUUAUUUCAUGAUUAUACAAUUAGUCUUUAAUCUUGUGAGAGAUAACUGUCAGUAUUAAUUGGUGCUUGAGAAAUUACAUAUUUAUAGCGUUGGUCCCAUUUGUCCAGGCAAAUUGCUUGGUCUGCAUGCAUGAGCAGGUAAGGUGACUCUUUGAGGCUUGGUAAUGAAAUUAUGCCAUCUUGUCUGAUAAUUCAUGGUAUUUUCUUAUCCUUCAUGGAUUGUUUAAAAUCCAUUGACAGUUGGAAGAGUAUUGUGGUGGAAAGUCUUACUCAGUGUGGAAAAAUAAUAACAUAAAUUAGAUUAUUCCCGCUUCCUGGUAAUCAUUUGGUAUGUUGCAGUCUGAAAAAAUACCUCCUAAAGAGGGUAUUCUAUGGCAAUGUUCUUCUCCAAGGGGAAAUAAGAUUGCUUGAAAAAUGCAAUGCUACUAUUGAAAUGCUGUUACUUAUAAAAUCAUAUUAAAAUAAAAAAAAGAUUUAGCCAUGUUAUGUAUUGCACAACAGAAUGAAGUGCAAAACCAACAAGUUAAUUGCAUAAACCCCAAAGUCUAGACUAAUGGGUAUUUUUAGUACAUUAAAAGUAAUAUUUUUCUUAAAGAUCAUAUUUGGGAAUGCAGGCUCCCCCAGAAGUUUCUUAUGUUUUAACAAGUGUUCUUUAUGUUUUAACAGAUUUUCUGGCGUUUUAACUGUUGAGAGGUCAGCUUGCUUACAUGAACCUUGAUUUGAUUUUUCCUGAAGUGAUUAAAAAUAUAUACUUUAGGUGACCAAAGGCAAAUACCCCUUUUGUUUAAAGUCCUCCUUGUGUAGGGAGGAAAAGUGGAGAAAACAGUAAAAAGUGUUUUUUUUGAGAUGAGGAGGAGAGGGGAUGAUUCUAUGCUGCUUUAGUGUUGCUACAGUGGCAUUCAACUGAUUAGUGCUAUUUUUAUGGCUGUGGUGCCAUCUGUGUUGCUGAUACGCAAUCAGAAAGUAAAUAGAAACAAUCAUGUUAAUAUUGAGUGAGCUUACACAGGGAAAGGAUGAGUAUUUGCUGUUUACUACAGUGAAAGAGUUUAUUUUUAAUAUUUUAAAGAAGAUUUAGUAUGAGAAAUGUUAAUAUUCCCUAUAACAUUCUAUGGUGUAGUUAUUUUAUGGUAAAAUGUGAAAUGUUUAUUGUUACACUGUAGCAAUAUUAAGAGACAAUUUUCUAUGGUAGUUGCUUGUCAAACUUUUUAAAAAAAUAGCAAAGCGGUUCAAUUCAGGGUAGAUGGAAAACUGCAAAUUUUCCAAUUUUUCAGUCAAAUAUUCUGAAAUAUAUGGCUGCAUUUUUUAAUCAUUGUUUUAACAGUUGAAUAUUGAAUUUUUUUAACUUUUUAAUUUUUUUUUUUUUUUUAACAAAAAGAAGAGGAAAGACCGUGAUGCAGUGUUGCAGUAUGCUGGCAAUACCAUUGUAAGAAUGGAAUCAGUGAAUCAAAAGGAAAUGAGGUGGUGGUAGCAGUUUAUAAAGAAAAAUGUUUGAGCCAAAUCUUCAGACAGAUCUUAAUGUACAAUUGGUGAAUGAAAGCAGUCAUGGACUGAAUCUGUUCCACAUUUUCUUAGUGUGGAUAUAGUUGCAGUCAAGACAACUUGCAUUUUUAGAAAUGGAUGUUUUCAACACUGCCAACCCUAUUAGUGAAAGUGAUAAAUUAUUAGAAAUAAGAAAUGGAAAAGCAUCUAUCAGACUAUUCUGUGUUUGUCAGUGCAAGAUUGUUUCAUUUGAUUUUUCAGUAGCAUUUACUUUGUUAAGGUUACAAAGGAGUUAAUUUUUUUUUUUAAGUUUAAUAUUUCGACUGAGUGUGUCCAAGCUCAGCUUUUGCUUAUGCUUGGCUUUUGGAAGUCAUCAGCUAAGUUCUUUUGGCUGCUUCUGGUCAUUAUGUUGAAGGCACAAAAAGUAUUUUUGCUUUAAAAGAAAGAGUUCUUCCCUCCCCUGCCCCCCUUCGCAGUACUACAGCAAAAAUAUGUUUUGGAACAUAGUCAUAGAUAUACGGUUGUCCUCAGCUAGCAUCUUCUAUUGGAACCUAAUUUAAUAAGAAUGGAAUAUAUUAGAUAUAGUUCAAACUUAGUGCAUAUACAAUUCAAAUUCUUACAUAUGUUGAUAUGCCUUUACACAGAACUGUGUAUGUGCACAGCUAUUGAAAAGAUUUGCUUGGCAUAUUUGCAUUUUAUAGACAUUAAAUAAACUUUCUACCUCUGUUAGUUAAUGGUUAUAAGUGCACUCUGACUUUUAAUAAAUUUAUGUUUAGGAUGAGUUUAUACAAAAAAUUGAAAACCAGGGCAAAAUUUCUGUUGAAUUCUUUGAGCUGAUUUCACUAUUGAAUUUUGCACGUUAUGUACUUGAAUAAGAUUUGAAAAGCUAAAUGCUUAUUACUUGUUGCUUAAACUUAGCGCAGGUAUGUAUUGACAAUUUCCACAGUCAGAUACUUUUUUCUUUUUUCUUUUGUUUUUUUUGAAUAUCUGCCUUUGUUCCUGAAUAAAUAUCAACCAGAAAAGUUCUGUUCCUCUGACAUAUGAGGCUUUUGCCAUUCCCCCUUUUCUUUUGAAGUUUACAAUAGAAGGAAAUGAAAUUUAAUAGUCAAAUACAGUAUGAAGAAGUAAAAAUACUUUUGAACAGUAGGUUUUAUUUAUGUAAGACAUGAACUGUAUCCAGGCUGUCUUUUCUGUCAGUACUUUCACUUCCUUUCCAGUUGGUUUUAAAGUUUUGAUAUUUUUCAGAUGAUUGGCCAUUGCGCUUUUGAAGGUGAAUAAUAGUUUUAUGUAUAAAAUGAGCUCUUUCAGAUUUUUUUGUUCUGUGUUGUGCUGUUGGACAAAUGGGAAUGGGAUUUCUCUGAAAUUACUGUUCUUAAUUUUAUUGGGUGACAGAGCUGGGGUACUGUAGGUUGUGGAGAGGCCUGCGUAGUGCACGUACUGAUGGGCAGGAUGCAGAGAAGACAAAAUGGUUAUGGUGCUGAGUCAAGGGUAAACCAGGACUGUUUUUGUCCAGCAUCUUUCAGGGUCUUUGUACUAUGACUUACGGAAUUGUUGGUUUCAUGGUAUAGAUGACGCUGAAGGUGGCUCUGUAUGAAUACUUGGGUAUCUGGAGUUUGCUAGUUGAGACCUGUGCCAUAGGAUGAUGCUUAACCUGCUGCCUGAAGGCAGCAUACUGUAACUGUAAAUGACUGUACCUGAGUAAAUCCUGCUGGGCCCAAGAUGGUUACGAAGUCAUCUCUGUCAUUUCCCUGUGCAGGGAGGGCUUUCUUCAAUUGCUGCGAGGAAUGAGCAGUCCACAGAUAGUGGAGCUAAAGUACUUGUACUUGACCCUAUGUGAGAAACCAUUUUUUCCCAUUGAUGGUCCUUCUUAGGACAAGGAUAUUUUAAGAGUAUUUCUCUGAUACAAUUAGAUUAGCAAGAGUAGAUUAGCCAUUUAAGAUGGAGCAGUAGCGAAAAGUGAAGUGGAUCUGUUUUCUUGCUUGACAUUGUUUCAUCGCAUCUUUUUUUAGCAUGUAAUUCUCAAGAGAAGUGUCAUUGUGUUUUUUUCCUCUUCCAUCCAUGAAGUUUGCCGUGUUUUUUUCUUUUUAUAUGUGUGUGUAUAUAUAUAUAUUUAAAAAAAAAUAGAUGGUAGACAGAUUUAGAGAUCUGCUUUGUGUUAUUGUCUUAACUAGAUCUCUGAAGUUUGGAAGAUUAAGAUGCAUAUUGUGCUCUGCAGAUGAACACAUUACAGUUUGUUUACCUGUGUAACUUUUUUUAAAGUUUCUAGCAAACUAGUCUUCAUUAAGGUUAUUUUACUGUCAUGUCUGCAUGUUUUAUUUUUUAUUUUGCAGUCAAUUUAACAUGUUUACUCCUUACCUGGUUUAUUUUCAGUAGUCUAGAAGUUCUUCUUGGCUAAAUUGUGUGACCAAGAAAAAAGUAUUAAAAAUUUUGUAGAAUUUAAGAGUCCAGCACAUGCUUUCUCUCAUUUAUUGCUAAUUUUGGGGUGGUAGAAAUGAAUGAAACGAACUGAAUUCUUCUGUUUCUUUCCAUUGCUGUUUAUUAAAGGAGGAAACUUGUAAAAUGUAUUUUGAUUUCAUAGCUGUAUCUUUUGUUAGACCUGGAUAUAAGGAUAGCUGACUUAAGUAGAAGCUCUUCUGACUGCUGCUUUGGUGAUGUAAGGGUGCUGGUAGAUGCAUGCUUGGUCUCUUGUGUUUUGCCAGUUGGAGGAGGAUUGUCCGGACCAGUGCCAGAGAACAAGACUAUUGAUGCAUGUUAUCCUAAACAGAAGUCACCUGUGUUCUGUAGUAGUUAGAAUGACAGAAAUAAAUAGGCCAGUUGGCUGAGAGCGUAAGUAGUACAUUUUCCUCUCCAGAUUGUUGGAGGGUAGUUCCAGUACAUGGUAUGAUACAGGGAUCUGCCAAUAAAUUUCACUAGACUACACUGGAUAUCAUUUUACUAUGGCUGAUAAUGCUUUCCCCCCAUCCCCCCGUGCAACCUUGAAAUUACUUAAAGAAACAUACUGGAACUAACUUUUUAAAUUUUAACUUUACUAAAGCUUUACUUUUUUAGUUUUAUGUUUUGUGUGAUUUUAAAAUCUUUAAAGCAGUGUGCCUUUUUAAAGGUAAAAUCUGUAUGGAUGUUAUGCCAUUUAAACUUCCUCAGUUUUAAAAUGCUUUUAAAUUUGUAUUGAUUAGUUCUUGUUUCAUCCACUCGCUUUUUCAAAAUAUGUGUUAACUAAAUGAGGAAACAUAAAGUGAUCAUGUAUAAUUUUUUUAUAGGUAUUUUUGAGCAGACUUGCAUCAAAUACAAAGAUUGGUAAAGUCAUGGAUACAAAUGCCAAGGCUCACGGCAAUCGAGUGAAGCCAAGGAUAUCUGUGAAAAAGACUUUUGGUGAAGGUGUACUGCACUCUAUGAAGUCACUGCUACAAAGCAGAAAGGAGUUAUGCAGUGUAUCGGCAGAAGAGUGCUUGAAUCGGGAAGAACAAGCUAAUUUUCUUGAGGUUACAUUUAUAGGUUUUGCUGAAGAGAUCGGUACUGCUCGUUUGCAGGAAUUGACAGCUAUUUCUGUAGAGCUUCCAGAUGUCCUGAAAUCACUUCAGUUGUGCAAACUAAAAGAAAAUGAAGUUAUAUUUCUAAAAAAUAUAAAGAAAAACUUGGAAAAACCUUAUAUCAUGAAACAUCAGAAUCAGCUUCCUGAAGUGUUUUGUGUGAUGCGAUUGUCUCCUUCAUUCCCAAGGAUCAAAGCUGAUUAUGUAUUUACCUUGCUGAGCAAAUAUACUACAGGUGUAAGAUACGCAGUGGAAAUAAACUCAUUGCAAAAACAUCAAACAGAGACAUCCCAUGCAGAGGACGAUGAUACUAAUCACUCAGUUUCUUCAAUUGAGGAUGAUUUUGUCACUGCUUUUGAACACUUAGAUGAAGAUGAGCCUUCAAAGAUACAAAGUGUUGGGGUGUGCAGCUUUAGUUCUCAAAACCAUCGAGAUGUUGCUUCACAGACCAUCCCCGCUCAGUGUUUAGAAGCUGUUGACUCAAAAAUCCUCAUGAGUUCUGUACAUCCAAAGUCAUGUGCUAGAUCUUCUACUUUGAUUGAUAUUUUGGGACUUAAGGAACUGUCCUCAGUAAAAAAUUCAGUUACAACCUCAAUUUCUGAUCCUUGGAUACAGCGGAGUUUCUGUAAGCCGUAUAAUCCUUCUGAUCCAGGUGUUAAUUUUUUACAUAAAACAUUAUUUUCCUCCUCUCCGGCAGAAUCCUCUGAGUCAGAUUGCUCCAGCCCAAGCCCUGUUAUCUUCUUAGAUGAAGAAGGGUAUCAAAAAAGCUUGAAGGCAAAACUUCAGCUGCCAAAAAUUCCGGUAGUGAAAGAUGGCAUAGAGGAUUCAGACUCGGAAGUAGGUGAAUUUUUUGAUAGUUUUGAUCAAUUUGAUGAACUGGAACAAACCCUGGAAAACACUUGUAAAGUUAUUAGGGAUCCAAUACAAGGGAAUCCUCCUCAGAAAAGAAGGACAGCUCAUGAUCAACCAUGUUCUGCAAGCAUUACAAUGAAUCCUCAAAAAUUCAAGUUUGAUCGUCCUACACUUCCAGCCAAUGUAAAGAAACCAACUCCUCGUAAACCAGAAUCACCAUACAGCAGCGUCUUUGAUGUUCCAGAUUCUCCUCGCCCAGUUAAAACAUCAGGGGAAGAGAAUGGAGAUUUAUUUAGCCCUAUUAGAUCAUCAGCUUUCAGUCCUCUAGGGAGCUGUGGUUCUUCUGAAUGUUUGUGUCGGAUCAAUCUUGGUGCAGAUGGGACAGGUCAAAACCACCAUGAUGCACUUCAUAAUACUUACUCAGAAUAUGCUGAUAGUUUUUCAUUUGAAAUACUAGGUUCUGUUUUUCAUUCUGAGUCUUCAUCAGAACAAAUAUGUGAAGGAAACGAGUCCAAACACAACAGAAUUUCUUUGAAAGGAGAAAAAGGUCAAACUGCAGAUCACAGAAUGAAAACUGGCAAGGAGCCAGAUAAGCAAGCUAAAUCGAAACAUAAGUCAUUAAUGAUUAGAGAUAGCAUUCAAAAAUUUGCAACUGAAUUGGUUGAAAAAAGUUUUGGCAGUGCGUUUAAAGACCUGCAAAAAGGCGUUUCUUCAUGCACCAAUGCACUCUGUCAUUUGGCCGCUAGGUUGACUUCUUCAGUGUUUCAGUUGGCUUUUUAUGAGAUUGGAAGACGAAGAGCAAUUUCCUUGAAGGAGCGUGCCAUUAAUGGGCUGGCAAGCUUUUUGGUGAGUGAAGCUAUAACUGGCGCUUUGAAAGAACUGCGGCACAUAAAGAAACAAAUAUUUACCAACACAGUUGCACGAUUUGCAGCAGACCUUGCUGAAGAACUUGUAUUUGAAGGAAUCAUGGAAGUAUGCCAGUUUUCAUAUCCAUCGACACCUACAGCUGCACAGCCUUCAUCAUUUGAUUUUGAAGACAAAGUGGUAAGAUCCUAUGCCAGAGAUUUGUCUGAAUCUGUCAUUCAGGAAGCUUUUAUUGAACUAUCUCAGGUUGAUGUGACCUUCACAACACAAGCAGCCAUUAGUGUUUCCAUGGACAACAUUAAAUAUGUGAGCGCAGAAAGUAUGCUACAGUCAACACAGACUUCCACAGCUUUUCCUAGUUUUAAUGACAGAGUAGCACUGAAUCCCACACAAGAAUCCAGGAAAGAAUAUACAGUACAGCAAGCUCUGUUUUGUACCUCUGGUGUUGUAAGUUCGAUACCUGUGCCCUUAGCUGGAAGAGCUCUUUGUCAACAUCAGGUUUCCUCUGAUGUUUAUAAAGCAGAAGCAUGGACUGCUUCAAACUCUGAUGGCAAUAUGAAAGUGUACAAAGACUCUACUCAUCCAUGUUUCACAACUAGAAAGAGAGUGGAGGAAAUUGCUUCUUUCAGAAAUAUAUACCUAACUUCAGAUCCCAGUCAAAGUACUGAAAAUAGUCCAUCACUCUUACAUAACCCAAAUGAUACCAAACAAGCAAAUAACAGAUCUGGAAUGAAUAAAAACUUAGAAUUAACAAGUGGGUCAAAAAGCAUCAGUGGUUUUUCUGGAACAAUGGUAGAUAUGAUCGUAAAUGAAGCCUACGAAGCCAUAACUUCAUCCAGGGUUACAAAAGCAGUGGAAGAGUAUACAGAUUUUUUAACAAGAAAAAUAGUAGAGAAAAAACCUUAUUUGCAAUGCAUUGGUGAAGAUUUUCCCAAGAACGUGUUUGCAGACCACUUGGCCAAGUAUAUCAUAAAACAAUCUGUGGAUGAAAGUAACAGUGUGGUAUCUAACACCUGUGAUUAUUUAGCAUAUAAUAUGGGCUCACAGACAUGCACAGAUAACGGUAGAAAAGAACAAUAUAGUGUGGUAAUGAAGCAAGAGGCUGAGAAACAAAAUGUUCCUGUAAUUGUUGAACAGCAACAGAUGCCUUUGAAUAAUCCAUCUAAAUUUUUUCUUACUCCAGCUCAUUCUGUUCAGUGUUCUUCAGAGUCUAAAGACAGUUGGCAGGAACAAAAAGGAUGGAGCUUUUUUUCAAGUUCACCACCACGUUGUUCCACUGUGACUUUUUCUAAGCACGUUCUAGAAGACUUUACUGACACAGGAAGCUGCUCAGUGAAGUACUUAAAUAAGCUCUCAAAAAAACAUGAUACACAAAAAACACCAUCAGGAUCUCUGACUUACAGGCAGGAUGAUAGUUGUCUGCAUGCCAGUAACUUUUCAGUUAUGUUUGGUAGUGAAGAUGCUUUGCAGAUGGAAGAUAAAUCAGCUAUCAAGGAUGGAAAUACCUGUGUAAUGCCUGAUACACCCCCACCAACUCCCUUAGUACCGUGUCAAGCUAGUUCUGAAAGGAACCUAAGGAAAUUAUCUAAGAAACUCAAGGGAGAACUAGCAAAGGAAUUUGCACCUGCAACACCACCUUCUACACCAUACAAUCCAUCUGUUACUGGUUUGUCUGAAACUGAACACGACCCUCUGGAAAAGGAAGAAUUUAUGCUGAAACUCAUGCGAUCGCUUUCUGAAGAAGUGGAAAGCAGUGAAGAUGAAGAUUAUUCUGAAAUGCCAGUUGAGAAAGAGGAACAUCCAGAAAAGACAAUACAGUAUGCAGAUCACUUAGCUAGUCAUAUAAUUUCAAUAGCGACUGAAAUGGCUGCUUCCCAUUUAGAUGAUAAAACAAAUGAAGGUGAAGCUAAUAAACAGGUUCAGUUAAGUAUACCGAACAAAAGAUAUGGAUCUGCUGCAUUUAUAAAUAUUCCAGGAGAGACCUGCAAUUCUUUAUGGAAUUAUGCAGGUGAUAUGGCGGGAAAAGUCAUCAAUGAGGCCAAGAAAAUGGUGAAAUCAAGGCAUUGUAAACUGUUGAGGUUGAAGCGAGUUAACUGCCAGGUGGAUUGCCUUUAUCUGAGAAAAGGUGAUAAAGGUGAUAGUUCAAAAGAAUGGUGGGGUCCAGGGUGGGACCAGUGGCCCGGGGAGAGGGAUUCUUCUGUACUUUCUUUACCACAAAGUUUGGGCAUGAUGGGUUUGACUUCCAAAUACCCAAGCUGUGAAAGUGUGACUGAUGAGUAUGCAGAUCAUAUUAUUCGAGUUUUGAAAAGAGAAGGUGGUAAUGCUGAACUGUUAGUGGAUCAGUAUGCUAGUAGACUUGCUUACGGAUCUAUAAAAUCAGGCCUACAGCAAGCUGCUAGGAAAACUAAAUUGAGGUACAAUAGAAGGUCAUUGCCUGGGCAAAAUACAGAGCUAGACAGUAAGCUGGAGCUCUUCAAAAUAAUGAAUAAAGAUUCACUGCAGCAAGUGAAAAGCGGUAUUCAUCACUGUGAAGACCAAACUUGUGAAAGGAACGUCUGCACACAGAGAGCGGAAUGCACGGAGCUGCUGCACUUCUCAGAAUCCCUUGCUCAGAGUAUAACUUGUGAUGUCAGGAAGAAAUUGAAAAUGUCGAGAGCGUGUUUGCCAAAAUCUUUAACAGAUUCUUGUCUAUAUAAAAAGACUGAUGAAGUCACAGGGGAUCUUAUUAAAACAACAUUUUCUAGGACAUUUCUUCCUUUCUCCCCAAAUUGUAAACUCUAUCAUAGUACAGGCAGUUUAAAUGAAAAUGGCUACAGUGAAGGCAUAAUUCAAGCUAUAGAACAAUAUGCUAGGAAAGUAGUGGACGAUACUCUAGAAAUGAGUUUAGAAUCUGCUGUUCUCCAAGCAGCUGAAAACAGAAGAAAUGGGGAUAGGGUCUCAUACACUGAGAAAUUGUCUCCUUUUUCUGGAACUGUCUGUAGAUGCUGCAGUAUGAAGGAACAUCAGUACUGUACAGAAAGUACGUCUCAUCUACCUGCACAAGAAGCCUCCAUUCCAGUGAGGCAUUUCCCUUGUUCUGGGUUGGGUGGUGUCUGUCAAAAAUCAAGAAUAUUUCACCUUGAUAUUCCUAAAAUUCAUAUUGAUGUAGAACAGAAGGCAGUGUUUUCUGACAAGGUGGUUACUGCAGCUAUUGAGAAAGCAGAGAGAGAACUGAGUAACGCGAGUCUGACGGCUGACAGUGGUAUUGGGCAAGAUGGAGUCAGUUUUGCCGAAAGCUUUACUACUGAAAUAAUGACAUCAGCUAUGACUAAUAUUGGUCAGGCAGUUAACAUAAGCUCUACUGGAAGAGAAGGAUUUCACUCAGUUGAAUCUAUUGUUAGCCAGCAGAUGAGUCUGAGUAUUGGUGAUGAUAGCACUGGCAGUUGGUCCAAUCUAAGUUUUGAAGAUGAACAUCCUGAUGAAAACAGCAGUUUUCUUCACCUCAGUGACAGUUCAGCUGUGUUCUCUUCUUCUCCUGGCAGUAAUGGUAACAGCAGUAGCUGGAGCAGUCUUGGUUUAGAAGGGGAUAUGUAUGAGGAGAAUUUAUCCUUUCCAACAUCAGACAGUGAUGGAACAGAAGAUAAAGAUGAAGACUCCAAGGAUGCUGUAGAAGGUAUGGAGCAAAUAAGAAAGACAUUAGCAAUAGUGAAUAUUGAUCUGGAACCGAAUAUAGUGGAUCCCCAGCUCAGAGCAGCACUCCAGUGGCUGGCAGUUUCCGAAACAGAGGUGUCUGACCUUCAUUUUCAUGACAGUGCGACCAGGGAAUUUGUCUUUCUUUCCAGAAGACUGCGAGAAAGAGAUUGGAAAGUGGGAGAUCUCUUGCAAGCAGUGCUGAAGUACUGUGAAAUAAUAGAGAAGGCAUCUGACGGAGAACAAGUCCUAAAUAAGUCUUUGGUUGGUUGGCUUCUGGAAAAUGUCUGAAAAGUCCAAAGAUGCAACAUUCUUUGCUUCAUUCCCCUUUUUAAAAGAAGACGAGAAGAACACAGAUACGUAAUGUAAAAUUUAACUGAUGAAUGUUCUAGUAACUGUCAGCAUUUAAAAUACUUUGAGGUGAAAGUCAAAAUAGCUGUGCUGUGCUUUGUGAUACUGUGUACAUGAUGUGUUUAUGCAAUCCAUAAUCGGUGUUGUCCACCCACGUAUAACUUGUAUUUACUGCUGUGUUCAGACCAUUGAAAUAGUUUAUGAAAAUAUACCUUGUCUGUGCUAGUAGUUCAGAGGUGACAACGUGAUAUUCAGGGUUUCCUCUGUGUCAGGGUAGCGCUCUCACCUGUUUUGAGGUGUGCUAAAUUCACAGUGGGACUAAGAACACUGAUGGAGAGUUCUGGAAAAUCUUGCUGCAGACCCUGAAGAAAUUACCGCUCUUUGCCAUGAGCGGCAUUGGCAGGAGGAAGACUGUGACAGUGCCCGAGGAGCCUCUUAAUGCAGUCUAGUUUCAUAGCUGCCUUUAUCAAGUUUAAUUUCAUGUGUGAUUCUGCACUAAAAUCAUUGAGGUUCAAGUACGUGUUCCCUUCUGUUGACUACUGUAGAGGGAUAACUACUGGCAGCAGGGCAGAGUGGGUAGCUGAAGAUAACUUCCUAAAUCUUGCUUCAGCAAGGUUUACCAAAGCUUGCCUAUCAAGUUUAAAUUGCUUUUUUUUUUUUUCUUACUAAAGCUUUUUGUGUGUAAGUACUUCUAUGACAUUAAUUUUGUGUUUGAAGAAUUCGUAUGUUUGUCUCACGCAGUGAUAGGUUAAAAGUAGCAAACAGCUUUUUCUUCCUAUGAGAAUAUUGGCCAUCUUUUGAUGAGUCUACUUAUUUUUCUUUGUCUCCAUAUAUAAAUUUUCUUCACUGAUAAGAUAACUUUGUAACUCCACGAGCACUUGAGAGUUAGUGAAGAGCAAAAGUUAAUUAAGACAUAAAGGGGAAAAUUGCUUCGAAUUGAUUUUUCAUUUUUCUUAACUACCUCUGCUAUUUUCUUUAAGGCACUUCUAAUCAAGUCUUUUUAGCAGUCUAAUCUAAGGUUUUGUAACAGUGCUGCUGACUUGCAUUUCCAUUGGAGGGAAAAUCUGUAUCUUUACAUAUCCUGUGGUUUGAAAGUGCUUUUGGAUUUUUUUUUUUUAUAUAUAUCCUUUGAGAGAGAAAGGCACUUGCUGGUACUUAAAAUGUUGCCACCUCAUAUGAGUAUUCAUAUCACUUGUGGGAGAAUUACGGAGUCUCACCUAUUUUGGAUGAAUAAAAGAAUUUUAAUAGCUAUUUCAAAGAAAAAUAUCCUGUUGAUAGGUGUGCAGGUCUCCUGGCUUGGGAUCAGACCAUGAGAAAUGGAGUCCUUAAAUCUAUUUAUGAAUUUUAGUGAAAUAUAUACAAUUCUGAGCUCCUCCAACCCCCAAAAUUACUAUGAGACAUCACACUGGUGAACUCAAUAGCACUCUCCUUGCAAUGUCUUUGUGUUUCAAGAAGGCAUCCCACUCUUCAUUAAAUGUAUUUUUACAGGGACCCAAUAUGUUUGAGUCCUUCCUUUGUCAUCUGAAUUUGAAAAGGAACCCUGCCUUGGACCUCACAAAGUUCAUCUUUCAAAUUGAAUUGAAGAUUUUUUUAAAGUUUUUUUUAUAUGCGUAUGUGUAUGUACACAUGUCCACAUUUGUAUAUAUAUCUAUAUGUAUGAAAUCUCACCUAUAUGGACAUGUAACCUAAAUCUUUAACUUAAAAUUCUAUAUUAUGUUCAUAGUUUAUUACUUCACCUUAUGUAUCAUUUCCUUGAUUGAAAGGCCUACAUAUGCCAUGUGAUGAGAAAGAAUGAAAAACAUCACAGGUUAUUUUGCCUUGUUGUAGGCAGUGUGAUGUUUUAAGCAUCAGGAACUGGUUAUCUAUAGAGCCUCUAGGGGGAAAAAAAAAGUUCUCUUAAUUUCUGUAUUUGGAAGAUGGGGCUAGUAACAAAUUUUGAAGGAUUGUACAAAAGCUGUCUUGUUUCUUUUGUUUGUUUUUCUGGCCUCUGUUUUCCUUUCUUUUCCUUUUAAAGGAUGUAGUCUUUGAGCAUGUUGAAUUUCAACUUUUGCUUCAGAUAAAAAUUUGAAACCAUUUUCUGGUUGUAACAUCUUCUGUUUAACAGAGCAGUAGUGUAUUUGCAGACAUAAAUUUAAGUUUAAAGUUUAAAUGACAAGAACAUGAAAUACUAAGAACAGUGCCUCAAGGCUAAACUUUGCUCUGGUUUUUGGUCCCUUGAAUUCCCACCAAAGUGAAAUUUCAGGGAAUGAUGAUACAAUGGAAUUACUGUAGUGUUCUAUAUGUGUUGAAAAUCAAAAGAGAGAAAUUCAAGACAUCAUAAAUGUGCAAAGCUAGCUAUAAAUAGAUUUUUAAAAAAUCAGGAGCAGCCAGUUUUUAAAUGAUUUAUUUGGUAUGCUGGAUUUUAUAAAGUUGGUGAAGUUGUUUUUCUUUUUAAUCACUUUUCUGGAGAAAAGCAGAAGACUCUGCAAUUCCCAAAGCUUACAAAGAUACAAAAACUUAAGUAGGCAAUAGUUGCACUCAAAUAUUUUUUUUAUUUUUUAUUCUUUUUACAAAAGGAAUGUUGUUUUCAGACUGGAUAAAAUGCAUCAUAUAACUCUAUUAGUGUUAUAUUAAGGAAGAAUUUUGAUUUAUUAGCCUCUGAGGAAUGUAGCAGACUUUCCAAGUAUACUGGAGAAAAAUGUGUUGUAAAAUACUUGAUUUUUUUUUGUUUUUGUUUUUUACUUUCAAGAGUAGUUUUCUACACAGAUCAUUUUAAAUUUGUGUUCUUUAGGCUUUGCCUCUUUCUGUUUGGUAUCAAAAUUGGAAAAGCAUUAUACCAGCUUGGCACAAUUAUUAUUACAAUUUAAUAAUUGCAAUAGUUUGUGGAAAGCAUUAUUCUGAUUAAUUGUUGUUCUCUGCCUCAUUAGUAAGAAAGUUAUUUUUCUGUUGGACUGAAUCUUGAGUUACACCAUUAUUUAGUUUAUUUAAGACUCCUGAACACAAAUACAGAAGCAUAGAUGAACUGUAAAAACACAAAGGGCCAAAUUUCAGUCUGUUUAAACCAGACAAAUCUGCUUUACAAACAAAUGUAAUAAAGGAGAAUUUAUCUCAUCUUGCAUUUUUUCUGUAUGGGAAACCUGACUUGGAAAUAAAAUUUCCAGUUUGAGGAAAGUAUAUAUUGUUCAAGGAAAACAGCCUUUUCUGAAACAUUUCAUAAAUGCAUUUGUUAUUCUGUACGAUGGAAGUGUUUUGAUAUACUUUGUAAGAUUCUGUAGAAAAAGCACUUUGAAAAUAGUCCCUCUGUAAAUUAGCACUAAAAGUGACCACAUUUAAACCAACUUUAAAACAUUGAAAAAGCGGUGCCUAAAUAAUACAAAACUGUGCAUAAAGCCUUAACAUUAUGAAAACAAAACCAAACCAUAUGCUAAAAUUAAGGACUACCUACUGUCUCAAAAUGAGGAUGUGAAAAAGCUGUGGCCAUGUACUUAAAUGUAAUUUGCAUAGUAUCCUUGUUCUUGAGUUUAGAAAGAUUGUAUAAAUUAACUAACUCUCUCUCUGUCUCUCUCUGUCUCUCUCUGUCUCUCUCUGUCUCUCUCUGUCUCUCUCUGUCUCUCUCUGUCUCUCUCUGUCUCUCUCUGUCUCUCUCUGUCUCUCUCUGUCUCUCUCUGUCUCUCUCUGUCUCUCUCUGUCUCUCUCUGUCUCUCUCUGUCUCUCUCUGUCUCUCUCUGUCUCUCUCUGUCUCUCUCUGUCUCUCUCUCUGACUAAUUAGGUCUCCCAAACGUAGUAUCAAAUUUUAAAUGUUACAUUUUUUAAUGUAACUUUGUAUGGGACCUUUUCUAUAAAUAGAUGCAUAUUGUUGGAGAUGGGAACACAGUACAUAGUAAACACUGUCACCAGCGCAAAAAGAGCUAGUUUUACACAGGUGAUUUGCAAAGAAAAAUACAAGUUUCAGGACUGAUUUUCUUUUUAGUGUAAGAAUUCUAGCUUUUCAGCAAGAGCCACUACUGUUGAGCUUUUACUGUACUUGAGCUCUGAAGAGGCAAGUACAGAGCCCAGCCACUGUAGUCACUUUAUUUUGUACCAUCUUUGUACAUUCCUGUUGUAUAGUUGGAGUUGUAGUAUUAGAGGGCUUUUGUUCUGUUGUAAUGUCUGAAUAGUAUUUAAUACUAAAAUUUACUAUAAUUUGCUGGAACUGCUGCUUAUUUGUGCAGUGUUAGGGUAAUUCACAGCCCAGUUAGUGAUGCAAUUGUAUACCAAAAGCAGUUUGAAUAACUAUAAAUGUUUAUGUAAUUGUACUCAAUGAAUAUGAAGGUCUUGUACUGUAUAAUGGUGAUAAGUUUUACCAUUUUAGUAAUUUAACAGUAUAUUUAGUUUUCAGAUUAUGAACUCCAGGUUGCACUAAAUUUGUCCUUGUUUUAGCAGUGGCUUAAAUAAAAUACAUUUCACUGGC
This is a messenger RNA of Dromaius novaehollandiae (emu), 16151 nucleotides long. It is a transcript of the gene AKAP11, whose product is annotated as A-kinase anchoring protein 11. Gene Ontology annotation, molecular function: protein kinase A binding. NCBI's taxonomy places the organism in Eukaryota, Metazoa, Chordata, Aves, Casuariiformes, Dromaiidae. The transcript is spliced from 11 exons. Bases 5762 to 11662 code for a protein of 1966 amino acids. Gene Ontology annotation, cellular component: cytoplasm. The record is from RefSeq and is a predicted model, not a curated record.